Telopea speciosissima is the source of this 9369-nucleotide messenger RNA. RefSeq names its product kinesin-like protein KIN-12D. The record is from RefSeq and is a predicted model, not a curated record. Gene Ontology annotation, biological process: microtubule-based movement. The transcript is spliced from 38 exons. Gene Ontology annotation, molecular function: microtubule motor activity; ATP binding; microtubule binding. Lineage: Eukaryota; Viridiplantae; Streptophyta; Magnoliopsida; Proteales; Proteaceae. Bases 191 to 9319 code for a protein of 3042 amino acids.
GUCGGCGAGGUACGUGGAAAGGUAAAACUUGCAGAGGAAAGUCACAUUUUAUCAGAUUCAUGGCGGGCGAAGCUAGAUCUCAAGGUUUCUGAGCCACAUCAUCAAGACUUACCUGUCAAUUUAUUGUGGUUCCUAAGCGAUUUCAGGAACUCGCAACCUUCAGAUAUUGUUUCUCAGUUUUUCUCUAAGAAUGCUGAGGGAUUUGAAACUAUUUCGCCGAAAUUCGGGCAAGAAUCCCGUUACAGAGGAGAUUGAGAAUGUGCCUGUACACCUGGAAGAUUCAUCUUUGAAUCGCACAGGUAUUAAUGUGACAAGGGCACCUCUAAAUUCGAUCCAGGAGCUUAUUCAAAAUCCAAAAACUGCAACAGAACAAGAAGCAAGUCUUAAAAGCAAGCUUGAUAGAACCCCUUCAAAGGUCAAGGGCAAAGGUUAUGAUGCCACAUUAGCACUUAGAACUCCAGAUAAACAAGGCGUCGGGCAUUCCUCAAAGUAUAGGUUUGGGUGGGUACAGAAGAGCGAUGCUAAUUCGAACGACUCUGAAACUCGUGAGGAGGGGAGGAUUGAUGUAGGCAAUGGUCAGAAUCAUGCGCCACAGUCAUACCGUGUGGCUGGCAUAAACAUGACCCCACGUUCAACUCGGACAAUAGGAAGAGCUACAUCAACAAAUUCUGAGUGCAAUUCGAUCCAAACCACACCAACCAAGAGUGUCAGCAAGCCUCCACAUCCAGCAUUUGCUCCCUUAAGUGGCUCUCGCUCUCAUGUGAGCAUGGGAGUUCGUGCAGGGAACUUUACCGCACUAUCUAAAGGGAUUCCAGUCCCUUCUACUCCAUCUACAGUUGUUAAUACGCCUGAAGUGCCUCACUUCGAGCUUAAAGAGGAUCCAUCAUUCUGGAUGGAUCACAAUGUACAGGUUUUAAUACGUAUCCGCCCUCUCAAUAACGCGGAGCUGAGUUCACAUAGUUACAUCCGGUGCUUGAAGCAAGAGAGCACACAGAGCAUCACUUGGAUUGGACAGCCAGAACUUCGUUUCACAUUUGAUCACGUAGCUUGUGAAACAGUCAAUCAGGAAAUGCUUUUCAGAGUUGCGGGUCUGCCAAUGGUUGAGAAUUGUCUUUCCGGUUACAAUAGCUGUAUGUUUGCUUAUGGCCAGACUGGAAGCGGGAAGACAUAUACUAUGCUUGGUGAGAUUGAUGAAUUGGAAGUUAAGCCAAGCACAAACCGUGGAAUGACACCACGCAUAUUUGAGUUCUUGUUUGCAAGAAUAAGAGCUGAAGAGGAAAGUCGAAGGGAUGAAAAGUUAAAGUACCAUUGCAAGUGCUCAUUCUUAGAGAUUUACAACGAACAAAUUACGGAUCUUCUUGAUCCAUCAUCCACAAAUUUGAUUUUGCGAGAGGAUAUUAAAAAGGGUGUAUAUGUUGAAAAUCUCACUGAAUUCGAAGUCCAGACUGUGACUGAUAUUCUUAAGCUUCUUAGCCAGGGUGCUGCAAAUAGGAGAGUUGCAGCCACAAACAUGAACAGAGAGAGCAGCCGAUCACAUAGUGUCUUUACGUGCGUGAUUGAGAGUAGGUGGGAAAAAGAUUCCACAACUAACCUACGAUUUGCAAGGCUAAACCUUGUAGAUCUUGCUGGUUCAGAAAGGCAGAAAACAUCGGGUGCUGAAGGCGAACGCCUGAAGGAAGCUGCAAAUAUCAACAGAUCAUUAUCUACACUUGGUCAUGUAAUAAUGGUUCUAGUGGAUGUGGCACAUGGGAAACGACAUAUUCCUUAUAGAGAUUCAAGAUUGACCUUUCUUCUUCAGGACUCGCUUGGUGGAAACUCCAAGACAAUGAUCAUUGCUAAUGUCAGCCCUUCAAUGUCUUGUGCAGCUGAAACACUAAGCACUUUAAAGUUUGCUCAGCGGGCAAAACUUAUUCAAAACAAUGCUGUUGUGAAUGAAGAUUCUUCAGGAGAUGUACUUGCAUUGCAACACCAGAUACAGCUUUUAAAGGAGGAACUUUUUGUUCUUAAGCGUCAGAAUGUCUCUAGAUCUCUUUCAUUUGGUUCAACAAUGCUUGUGGAUACUGAUGGGGAAGGGCAUGACACUGCUUCUCUGGAAAGGAUAUCUGAAAUGGAUCAUCAGAAAGCUGAAGAUUUUCAUGGAUCGGCACCAUUGGGCACUGUGAGAGUGUCCACAAAACAGUUGAAAUCUUUGGAAAAGAUUCUUGCUGGUGCCUUGAGAAGAGAAAAGAUGGCAGACACUUCAAUCAAGCAACUUGAAGCGGAAAUUGAACAGUUGAACCGUUUGGUUCGCCAAAGGGAAGAAGACACCCUUCGCACUAAAAUGAUGCUGAAAUUCCGGGAGGAUAAGAUUCGGGGAAUGGAAUCACUAAUUGGAGGUUUAAUGCCUUAUGAUACAUAUCUACUGGAAGAAAAUAGAGCACUAUCAAAAGAGAUUGAGUUGCUUCAAGCUGGAAUUGAUAGGAACCCAGAAGUGACUCGUUUUGCAAUGGAGAAUAUCAGGCUUUUAGAUCAACUUAGAAGGUAUCAAGACUUUUAUGAAGAAGGGGAGAGAGAAUUCCUUCUGGCUGAAGUAUCUGAGUUACGGGAUCAGGUCUCUGUUCAGUUCCUAGAUGGGAAAAUUGCAAGGCAAGACCAAGAUAUGAGCAUGUUAACUCAGGAAGCUGGAAUUGUUAGCCAAGAAGAUGACUCAUUCCAUUUGGAGUUGGAACACACACGAAAAGAGUUAGAAGACUCCAGGAAAAACCUAAAAUCUUGCAUGGAAAUCAAUUCAAAACUCAUGAGAGAGCUAGAUGAUCUGCAUGCUCAGUUUAAGAACCUCAAAUCUGCACCAAUUGAUACAGAUGCCAAUGCUAAUCCUCAAAAGGAGUCCGUGGUGGAAUCUCAAUCAAAUCAGAGUCACUUGCUUGAAGAAGUUGAAAAAGAGAAAUGGAAGCAUCAAAUGUUAUUAAAGCACACAGAGGAAACCAUGAAUUUGCAGCUGGAGUUGGAUAUACUAAAGAUUAUACUCCAGGAAGAAAGAUCAUCUCGUGGUGAGAUUGAAUUGAAAGAUGCUAAGAAUUUAAUUGAAGCUCUUGAACCUCAGCAUAUUUUAUCAAUAAAAGAAUUGGAGGACAUUACGGACAGAAACAGUUACGAGCUUCUGAGUAAACGAGAGCAGGAAAUCACCAUUUUGAAGGACCAACUUUGUGGUCAAGAACUAAGAGAUCACCCACCUUUGAAGGACCCCAAGAAUGAGAGUUCCCCCUUACAAGAAAAAUUGAAGAGGAUGCAAGAUUCUCUUGAAAAGGCCAAGAGAUUAAAUAUGUGGUACCAAAGCGACCGGGCAUUUCAGACAUCCAACGAACAGGAAAUGGAUGAGGUUCGUCGCCAGGUAGAAGCUGAAACUGCCGAGGUGAUUGUAUGUUUGCAGGAAGAACUUGCAACUCUUCAGCAGCAAGUUGAGGAUGCUAAUGCAAAAGAGAUGCAGGGCAAACAAAGUUUGAUGCUUCUGGAGAGUGAAUCGAAGGUGCUGCAGGAAAGGCUACAUUUGUUGACCCAAGAAAAUGAAUGGUUAGGAAAAGUACUUGAGCAGAAAGAUAUGGAAAUAAGAGCAUUAUCUGAAGACUGGGAAAGAUUAGGCUGUGAGAUUGAAGAAUCUCUUGCUGAUGGGCAUGUGGCACUCGAUGAAGCCUCUGAUCAGCUUGACUUGAUAUCAAGUUCCCUACCUCAGAGGACUUGGAUUGGUGAGCAGGUGGGAUGGAUGGUAAGGAGCAUCUCCGAGAAAGAAUCUUUGAUUGAAGAACUUCAAAGGUGUCUGGAGGAUGCAAAUAAUAUUAAAAGUGAUAUGGAAUGGAAGCUGAGGUCCCUCAGAGGUGCUGCAUUGGCUAUAACUGAAGCACAACAGCAGGAAAGAAAUGACAAGGAUAAUGAAAUUGCCCUGUUGAUGUCAGAGCUGAAUAAGAAAAAUACCGCUAUAAUUGAGCUAAAGAAUAGGAUUAAGCUGGGACAGGAUCAGAUUAGAAAGGCUGAGGUUUGUGCUAUGGUUGCUUUUGUGAUUGUAAAUAGAUUCUCUGAGACAAACUCUGAUUACCUCAAUGCAUUGAGGCGUAAAGAUCUCCAGCUUAGUGAUUCCUUGGAUUUGAAUUUGGAGAAGGAUGCUCUUGUAGGUGAUCAGGCUGCUGUGAUUGCAGAAGCAGAAAAACAGAUUCAAUUUCUGAAAAUGGAACUGGAAUCAUCUAAGGAAAGCUGUAAUACACUCAAAACCCAACUUUUUGAGGAGAAGGAGCAUUUUUUUAGUUUGGUACAGAAGCUGGAAGAGUUUGAGAAAGAUGACAUUUUGAAAACGAGGGAGAAACUAAAUGAGUUCAAAAUGGGUAUUUCCACACUCAAUUCAUGCAUGGAUGAAUACACAGAGCAGUUGAGAGGGCCUGAGAAAAUACGUAUUCCAGGAAAGCAUGAAAGUAAAUGUGCGGAAGGCAGUCAUGAGGGACAGACUAAGAUUGAAACACUUCAAGGUAGCAGCAAUAAAGGGUCACAAGUUGAUGAUGCAAAAAAAGAUAUCACACAGAGUUCUUUCAAACUGGGCAGUAAUUUUGAUGAGUACUCAUGCGAACUGGAAAAUUCAUUGUCUGAAAGAACUUCCAAAGAUGUCUUUGACAAAGAUUUAACCAUUGUUCUUCUGAGAGAAGAACUAGAGUCUGCACUGGUCAGCUUAAGUGGUGUUCAGGCUCAGAUGGCCAAACUAAUUGAUGAGAAGGAGGAGAUUAGGAAGUGUGAAAAAGAGGGUCGAAAAAGCAUUGAAUCUCUUACAGCUCAGGUGUUUGCACUGCAAGCAGAGAUAAGUAGCAUGGAAAAAGAAUAUGAUUUCAAAAUUAUAGCAUUGGAUAAUAAGCUGCAGAUAGUUGAAGAAAUUGCUCAAGAAGCUGGCAAUUGUUGGAAUGAAACAAAAGAGGUGCUUGAGCUUGAACUCUGCAAUGCAAAGGUGGUUGCAGAGCAGAAAACCGCUGAGACUUCUUGUCUGCUUGCUAAAUUUGAAGAAGCUCAAGAAACCAUGAAAGAAGCAGAUGUAAUGGUGAAUGCACUGGUGGUGGCGAAUGAAAAUGCAAAGAUUCAAAUAGAAAGGCUCAGAAGAAAGGGAGAAAUAUUAGCCAAUGAAAAGGACUUCCUAACCACUGAGGUCCAAAACUUGCAGCGAUCUAAUAAUGUGAAGGAUUUGCAGUAUGAUAACCUAGAAAAGCAGUUCAGAUUGAAUUUGAGUGAGACAAAGAGUGAAGUUUUGGCACUGGAGGAUAUCAUUGGACAAGUUCAGACCACUUUCAGGGAAGAAUUCGAGUCAAUUUUAUGUGAUUUCCACUGCUUCAAGGCUCAGCUUCUAUGUUCGAUAAAAUUAUUGAGGCCAUGGUUGGAGGAUGUCUGGUCUGGGAUUAUUGUGAAAGAUUGUGCUGUGUCAGUGCUACACCUUUGUCACAUGGGGAUUUUGCUGGAGACAGUGACUGGACUGAACGCAGAAAACGGAUUGCUUCAUCAUGGGCUGUGUGAAUCAACAUCUGUCAUAGCUAAUUUGAGGGACCACAAUUUGAAAUCAGAAAGAGAGCUUGAGAUAUGUAGAGUCCUUAAGGGGAAACUACUGGUUGACAUUAAAAACAGCUUUGAUCGCAUCACAAGGAAAGAAGAUGAAACUGGAAAGCUAAGUGCCAAGCUACACUCUUUUGAGAAGAAAAUCUUGGAUUUACAGCUCCAAGAAGAGUCAAUGUUGGCUAGGUCAAACUCUAUAGGAUCUGAACUAGCCAUGUUAAUGAAAGAGUUGGACCUAAGCAAUGCAAAUGCUUUGACAGCAAUUUUGGAUCAGGAACAAGUGCUUAGAGAUAAAGAGGAGGUUAUGAAAUCUCAGGCUGAGUUUAUUAUGCUUGGUUCAACUGCCAAAGACAUUGAAUCACUAGUCUUGGCAUCAGAGUUGAAACUCAUGGGUUCCAGGAAAACUGAACUGGAGAGAGAGCAAUAUGCAUUCACUGGAAUCCUUGAGAAUAUAAAGAAAGAAAUGAUCUUUCUUAAGGUAGAUGCAGAAAUGGAAAUGCAAUUAUUAACGGAUAUGGAAGUUGAGGUUACCCUUGUAAAGAAAGAAGUUGAAGAAGCACGUACUGAUAGACAGGAGUUAUCACUGAAGUUGAACCGAAGUUGCUUAAAAAUCACAGAGAUGGAUACAAUCAACAAGACCCUUGAGCUAGAUAUUCAAUCACUAAAGGAAGUUACAAGUAUUAAUGACAAAUUAAAAGAUGAGCUUAGUGGAAUCUGUGAAACGAAGGAAAGAUUAGCAGUUCAGGUUCAAGAACUUGAGGCUGAAAGGGACAGACUUCUUCAUGAUCAAGGAAUGAAGGAAACAGCUCUGAGAUCUUCCUCUGAUCAUAUUGCUGUCCUUGAUCUAACAAACCAGAAGUUGCAGAAUGAUGCGUGCUUGCUCGAAGCUUUAGUUUCCAGACUUCAAACUGACUUGGACUUGAAAGAUGUAGAACUUAGCAAAAUGAGCUCCAUGGAAGAGGAAAAAGAGUCGCUGGAAAAGGAGUUAAGCACGCUAAAGGCACAUCAUUGCAGAGUCCUAAAAAAUCUAGAGGAGAAAGAAUCUGAAUUUCAAUCAUCUUUGCUCCUCAAAGAUCAGGAAAAAUGUAGCUUGCACGAGAAAACCCACUUCCUAGAAACAUCCAUUUCCAGACUUCGGGCUGAUCUAGAAGCGAGACAUGUAGAACUGGCGGAGGUUCGACAUUCUCAAUCUGUCACAGCAGAGAAGCUUAGUUUGGAAAGCCAAGAUAUAGAGACUCAGAUUAGCCGAACAAAUGCCUUGAAGGAAGAAAACUGUUCUUUGAGAGCUGAACUUAUGUCUAUUGGGCAAAACAGGGGUGAUUUACUUUCUUUGCUACGAUUGAAUGCUAAGAUCUGUAUUGAUUCAGUUGAAGCCUUAGACAUGUCAAGGGACAGAGUAUUUCAGGUAUUGGAGGAAAAAGGUAUUGUAAUGUUAAAUAAUAUGUUCCAGGAGAUUUGUGAAAAUGAAGAAAGAGCAUCUAUGUUUAUAGCGGAAUCUGAGUUCUUGGAGCACUUUGCUGAAGAGCUGAUUUCUGAAAAUUUAUCCCUCAAGGUUGAGUUGUUGCAUAAAGAUGAAGUUUUGAAAGGUUUGUUGUUUGAUCUGAGCUUGUUGCAGGAGUCAGCAUCUAAUGCCAUGGACCAUAAAGAUGAAGUUGAAGAAAUGAUGGUUGCCCUGGAGUCUUUAGAAGAUGAGUUUGCAGUAAAAUCACGUGAGCUUGUUGAAGCUGUAGCUCAUGGCCAAUUUCUUGAAGCUCAAUUGCAAGAGAAAAAAAAUAUGAUCUCUGCUCUUGAAUUGGGUAUUUCAGAGGAGCGUGAGUCGCUAAAACUGCUUUCACAAGAAAACAAUGAUCUGAGAGUUCACAUGGAAGAUAUUUUAGCAGCAAAAACUUCCAUUGAAGAGGAAUUAAUGGAGAGAAUGAAGGUAAAUGAAAGGUUUGAGGAGGAAAUCCUUGGAAUGGGUAAUGCCCUUUGCCAGAUGAACUAUUUCAUUGAUAGCUUGAAGAACGAUUUGAACACGGUUAUGAAUGAGAAGGAUAUCCUCGAGUCUGAGUUACUUGUAUUGAAAGAGAAUCUAGAAAAAACACAGGCCUUAGCUGAAGAAAAUGAAGCUAUUGCAAUAGAAGCUCGACAGAUAGCAGAGUCAAGAAAGGUUUAUGCUGAAGACAGGGAGGAGGAAGUUAAGCUCCUUGAGAGGUCUGUGGAAGAGCUAGAAUGUACGGUAAAUGUGUUGGAAAACAAGGUGGAAAUUGUCAAAGGGGAGGCUGAAAGGCAGCGGUUGCAGAGGGAGGAGCUAGAGAUGGAGCUUCAGGCUGUAAGGCAUCAGAUGCUUCUAAUGCAUACUUCUGGUGUUGUCAUGGAUUCAGAAGCUCAAGGCUUUGGAAGGGGAGAUGCUGACCUCCAAAGGUCUGGAGGUCAUCUGCAAGAGAAAGAGACUGACUUGCUAGAAGCCCAAAAGCAGAUAGAGAUUCUUGAGAAGGAUAUGGCUGAGAAGGAUGCAGAGAUAGCCCAGUGCAGAACACAUAUAUCCGAGCUAAAUUUGCAUUCAGAUGCACAGGCACGCAAGUACAAGCAAAAAUUCAAAGUUUUGGAAGCCAUGGCUGAACAAGUCAGACCUGAAAACACUUCCUCUUAUGUCACAAACUCAUCAUCAAAUAAACCAGAGAAGCCUGCGGCAAAAUCUAGGGGUUCUGCUUCCCCUUUUAAAUCUAGGGGUUCUGGGUCCCCGUUUAAAUGCAUUGGUUUGGGCUUGGCCCAGCAAAUAAACUAUGAGAAGGACGAGGAGCUGACUGCAGGGAGGCAUCGGAUUGAAGAGCUUGAGGCAUUAGCUGCAAGCCGACAGAAGGAGGUAUUCAUGUUGAAUGCAAGGCUAGCUGCUGCAGAGAGCAUGACCCAUGAUGUAAUACGAGAUUUAUUGGGAGUAAAGUUGGACAUGACCAACUAUGCUUCAUUAUUGGAUCAUCAGCAAGUGCAGAAGCUAACAGAAAAGGUUCAGCUUCAUGGCGAAGAAUCCCAAGUAAAGGAACAAGAGGCGUUCAAACUGAAGCAGCAGCUCAAUGAGUUUAUUGAAGAGAGGAAAGGAUGGUUGGAUGAAAUAAACCGAAAACAUGCUGAUAUGGUGGCUGCUCGCAUUGCAUUGGAAAAGCUUCGACAGCGGGAUCAAUUUUUCACAACUGAAAAUGAAAUGUUGAAGGUGGAGAAUGCAAACCAUAAAAAGAAGGUGAUGGAACUUGAAGAGGAAAUGAAAAAGCUUUCUGGCCAGCAAAAUCUUCAGCAGCGUAUCCAUCACCAUGCCAAGAUCAAGGAAGAGAAUAAUUUGUUGAAAAUUCAAAACGAUGAUUUAAGUGCUAAGUUGAGGCGAACAGAGAAUAUCCUAUCACGUGUUAGGGAAGAGCUUGCUCGCUAUCGUGCUUCUAAUGGGAGGAACCCUUUUAUUGGUUUUGAUGAGGAGCAACGACUAAAUGACAAACUAAAGGAAAAUGAAGAAGAGAGGCUCCAAUUAGCAGAGAAGCUAGUGGGUUUAUGCACCAGUAUUUUAAAGGCUGCUGGAAUAACAAGACCUGUAUCUGAUGUAAGUCUCCCUGCAGCAGAAGAGGCACUCUGUCAACUGAAAGGUAAAAUAACUGCAUUGGAGACAGAAUUGGACGAUUUGAAGUUUAAGAGUAGAAUAAGUGGCGAAAAGAUCCGAUUGUCUGAGCUCAAGUCACAAUCGUCGCCCAAUUCAAGAAGGGGAUCACAGACUUCAUUUCUUUCUGCUAUAAGUCGUUAAAUCCAGGCAAUGUCAAUAUGCCAGGUUUUUCACCUGGAAUGACAGAUUGA